Messenger RNA from Anopheles merus, 3167 nucleotides. RefSeq lists its product as uncharacterized. NCBI's taxonomy places the organism in Eukaryota, Metazoa, Arthropoda, Insecta, Diptera, Culicidae. The record is from RefSeq and is a predicted model, not a curated record. The transcript is spliced from 2 exons. The coding region runs from base 771 to 1427 and encodes 218 amino acids.
GUGCGCCCAUCUGACUGUCAGCCGUUCGGACUAUUGUUGUUUUGAUUGUUGCUGCUCGGUUCGCCAGCCAAUUUCCUCUCCUGUGAUAACAACCGCGGCCACGCCACAAAAAAAAACCUUCCCGCUCUCUCCCACUAGCCUCCCCAACACCCCUCCAGCGGUGCCACCCUCCGUGAGAGGAAGGUACACGAUGCCCCGGAACGUGGCCCCAGCGAAAAAGCAAAGCAAACGAGUCCAGCCCGCACCGAACGCCGUACAGCCGGGCCACCGUCGAUAAGCGGGACGCCAUCGUCUUUGAAGUGUGCGGAUUGGCCACACCCCCCCCCCCCCACCCUCGAGUUCCCCAAGACUCAUUUACAAAUCAAGAGUAGCUUCCCACUUUCCCAUUCCUCACGACACGAGCGACCGUACGAUGGUGGUGGCGGUGGUGCGGUAGCGCGCAGUUUCUCGUCCACGGAGUGGUGGUGCGGCGUGUGAUUGUAUUCUCGUCCCUGCGCUCCCCCGCCCGAUCUGACCGAUGCGUUUGGCAAACGUCUCUGCCGCCCGCUUUCCCGCUGCCCGGUGCAGCAGCCGGUGCCGAUGUGUGAUAGAUUGUGCAUUCCGUAGUUGUUUUAUUUGUGUAGCUUCGAGUUAAAAGUAGCCACCAUUCUUCGCCAAGACUGUUUACUUCCUGCCCCACCCCCUCCCCCCCUCCAUAUCCAAUUUGGUGCCAAAUUAACCGGGCUCGAACUGUAGGCCGCCCGUCACGCGUGCACGCGUGCGCUUCCCCGAUGAGCCAGCUGUCCAGCAUUGCCACGUGUUUCGGGCACGUGGUGCUUGCGGCCGUUACCGGCUGGUCGCUCAAGUACCUGCCCGGGCCGACCGGUGCGCCCGGCGGGCCGCCGGCCGUCUGGCUGAUGCUCUGGUGCCUGCUGGCGUACAGUGCGCUCGGCAUCGUGCGCUACAGCCAUCCGCAGCCCGGCAAAGCGCUGCGGCUGCUGUACGACCAGGCGGCACUGGUCGCCCGGGUCGGCCCGUUGCCGCUGCUGAACGCGCAGCUCUACCUCGAGCCGGACCAGACGCUUGACCCGGCCCUGCCGUACCGGACCGGGCUCGGGUACGCCCUGCCGCUCACCGCCCUGGUCGCGUACGGCGUGUGCAACCUGCUGCGCGAUCUGAACCGGCGCCACAUCGGCGAGCACACGGCGACCGGCGUGCUGCUGCUGAAUGCCGCCGGUCUCGCCCUGGCCGCGUCCAGCACGGACAACUACUGGGCGAUGGGGCUGGUCGUGUCGUUCGUCUCGAAGCACUUCCUGCUGCCCGUGCUGGCCGACCGGUACCGCAUCCCGCCCGCCCUGCUGUACACGUACGGGCUGUGCUUUUACGAGAUCUUCGCCGUGAAUGCGGUGGCCGAUGUGCGUGCCGCCACGAUAUCGGUGAUCAUGUAGGGUCGAAAAAGUCAACAAACAAACACGCGCUUACCAAGCGCGGCCAUUAUUACACAACGGCACCAGUUUACCCCUUUUCCCCUAGCCUUACAGGCCUAUCAUAUUGCGUUCGAGCUUCACUAGAACGUUCUUUUUUGUUCACUGUGCUUUCCCGCCGGCAGAAUCAAGCAGAUUAAAGGUUAAGACUGGUAUCAAUAGCUGCCGGAAACACGUAAAUUCAUCCAAUUUGAAUUUCAACCAAUUAAUUCAAUUGUAAGCGCUGCCUACGUUCGUAAUUAUUCUCAACACUUUCAUCACCCGCACUUAACCUGUUUGAAAAAUUGAUUUAUUGAUUUCAAGGCAGUGCUCAAUCAGCUUGUUUACACUUACACCGCCCGCCGGUUGCUUCGAAGCACCACCUGUCGCUGGAGCAAGAACGAAAAAGUCGACGAAGCCGGCGAAUACGAUGCCAAUUUGUCUCCCGUUCGAUUCGUGUGCUUCCGUGUAUGAUAGAUGUGUAAGGGCAGGGAACGAUGUUUUAUAUACAAACACACACACACGUGCAUAUAUUUUCCAGCCGUAAAGAUGUUCCGGACAAGGAAACAUUGCGCUUUGCGCACACACAAAGAGAGAGAGAGGACAGAGUAACGAUGUACAAGGGCUUACGACUUACGAGCUAUGCUAUUCAUAUACAUUCUAGAUAGUGGUACAAUUUUUGUAACAAUGUAACGUUUCUUACCUUUCCAGUGUUAAAGCGUGUUAAAGCAAAGGUCGAAAGCGAGGAGAGACCAGAGGUUUUUCAUACCUUUUUACAAAAUAGACACUUCGCAAUCGAAGUGUAAACUACUGAUACCGGAACGCACAUCGCCAUAUCAUCGUUACAUCACACCAGUUAGGGAAAUGGAUUAUCUUUUUGUUUUUUUUAUGAAGAUAGUUAAUAACGUUCAGGCAGCAGAGGUAAAGUGAAAUGUUAACAUUUAUCAAAUGGUCCAUUACAAGUAGCAGUAAGAAAUCGUUUAUGCGUAUUAUGCUAGCUAUCAUUAAUUAACACGUAUGGAAACAGGAUUUGGUGCAAUCAGGAGUUUUUUUUUCGUUUUUGUUUUAAGCUGAUGUUUCUACUAUUCAUAUAUACAUGUACCAGUAAGUUAGGGCGAAUUAUUGUCUAGAAAUUUAUACAAUCAUAUGCAACACGUGCGUAGCAUGACCGCAAACUACUAAACAUGGCAUUCGCUAGCCACGACAAAAGUACGCUAAAAAUUCCAUUUGCUACGGGCUUGGCUUGCUAAAAAACCUUUCGCUGCUGCUAAUCGUAAGAAAUGGGUAACAAGGAAAAAAGACAUGACUCAGAUAAAAGACAUCUUCCACGGCAACGCCUGGUGCAAAUCGCUCGCUGAAAAAAAGGGUUUCAUAACAUUAUAUACAGGUAUUUAGAGGAGAACAAAACAAACAUUCGGUACAAUUUUUGUAACAUGCACAAGAGCUGCGCGACCACCAGGGAAAUACGCGCAGCGAGCGCAGGGAAAUAUCGAUAAAGAGAGGAAUAUGUUUUGAUAUGUGUAUGAGUCGAUGUAUUGUUAACGUCUGUUAUUAAUGUACGGUUUGAAAUAUAUAUAUUUACAAUCAAACAUUACUAGCGGCCGUAGAAGAUUUGGAAUAUCCGAUUGCUUUUAGGGACGAAGAAAAAGAGGAAAUUUGAAAAAAAAAUUGCUAGCAAGGGUAAAGGCCAGCGAUGUCAAACUCAUUUCGGGCCGUAGCCAAUUU